AUGGUGGACAACGAGAACGCCGCCGCUGCUGCCGCUGCUGCAGCCGCCGCCGCAGCAGCAGCAGUUGCUUCACAUGGACAUCACUCGCACCAUGGAACGCCCGACCAUCUCCUCUUGGCGCACCAUCAGCUUACUGGUAACGGUUUGGAUCGUGCAGACUCUCCACACGGUUCUGAGCACUCGUACCAUUCCGUGGGACACCGCAUGCCCAGUGGUUUGGAUGCGCUGAGUGGGAUGGGCAAUCCGAGAUCGUACGGAUCGCCUACUUCCAUGCACCAGUCUAUGACCCUUGGUGAUGGUGGAAUGGGUACCAGUGCCAUGAUGGUACCUCAUUUGCAAUCAAUGGGGGGUCAUACGAUGCAGAUGCCUUACAAGAGCCCUGAAAGUUCAACAGCGCCACCAAAGACGUAUCCCUGCAGCACAUGCCCAAAGAGUUUCGCGCGCCGAAGUGACCUUGCGCGGCACGAGCGCAUUCACAGCGGGCACCGCCCACACGAGUGUGACACUUGUGGCAAAAAAUUCAUCCAACGCUCUGCUCUCACAGUACACCAACGUGUCCACACUGGAGAGAAGCCGCACAUGUGCGAGCGUUGUGGCAAGCCAUUCAGUGAUUCGAGCUCCCUAGCGAGACACAGACGUAUUCAUACCGGCAAGCGGCCGUACCGUUGCCCUUAUGCGGAUUGCCAGAAGACUUUCACUCGGCGGACAACGCUGACCAGACAUCAAAACCACCACACUGGGACGGUUGAGGAGGCUGCCGCUGCGACGGCUGCAGCCUUGGCUGCGCAAGCUACCAAGAAUGCUUCUCGAAUUCCUCGAAGUGACGGUGAUUCUGGCUCAAGUCACGGAUCACCAAUGAACACCCCCUCUCCUGGUCACCGGACCAUGUCCAUGUCGCCGUCGAAUGCCGACAUGAACUCGGCCAACUUGAUGCGACAAGCAGACUAUUCAUACAUGAACACCGGGUCCCUUCCCGUGCAUAUCCGGACUGAUCUGCACCCCGGCCAAAGCCCUACCUCUGCGCCGUCGUACGUCCCUAUGCGGCCGACGUCGCAUCCUACGAGUUAUGCCCCUCCUCCACCCUUGGAGCCGAGUGUCGAGUCCCAGUCACACCACUCCCAGAAUGGCAGCGUGAACGGAAGCCCUCAUAUGGGCAGUGUCGGCUGGCAGUCUCCGGCUCACAUGCCUUCGCCGACGCACAGCAGUGGUGCUGCCGGCUAUCUGUAUCCGGAGCCCGAUCAGCAGUUUGCUGCCGCGAAUAACAUGGGCCAGAUGUAUUUCAACCCGAACCAGAUGCGACGACCAGGAAGCACCGAGCCCGGCCAUAACGGCUUUGACGUAAAGCCCAGGCCUAAUGAGCUCUGGGCCCGGGCACAGUGA
This is a messenger RNA of Microdochium trichocladiopsis, 1380 nucleotides long. RefSeq lists its product as uncharacterized. The coding region runs from base 1 to 1380 and encodes 459 amino acids. NCBI's taxonomy places the organism in Eukaryota, Fungi, Ascomycota, Sordariomycetes, Xylariales, Microdochiaceae. Gene Ontology annotation, molecular function: DNA-binding transcription factor activity, RNA polymerase II-specific; RNA polymerase II cis-regulatory region sequence-specific DNA binding. The record is from RefSeq and is a predicted model, not a curated record. Gene Ontology annotation, biological process: regulation of transcription by RNA polymerase II. Gene Ontology annotation, cellular component: transcription regulator complex; PcG protein complex. The transcript is spliced from 3 exons.